GUUGCUCAACUUCUUGACGUAUUAUUUGGCUUUUUAUUUGAGGCUUUUGAGUGUGAUCGUCGUGACCGUGUUUUAAUUAAUCAAUCAUGUUGUGGCGGAAAGAAUCAACGGCAACCGAUGCCUUGUACAUCGACAUUAUCCAUAGGCUGAGAAUUAAUCCGGAGUCCGCAAGCGAUCGAUUUCCAACAAACGGGGAUGAUGGCAAGGAUGAUCAGAAAUCAAUCGAAUAUCGUGAGCAAGCCGACGCCGAAUUCGAAGAGAAUAAUUUUGAUGCAGCAAUCGAAUUGUACAAUAAAAGUUUAUGCUACGCAGAAAGUAAGUCUGAGCACCUUGGAUUGGCUUAUGCGCAACGAGCUCAGUGUUUUUCCGCCCUGAAAAUGUUCGACAGAUGUCUGAUUGACAUUGAACUUGCUAAGAAAUCAAACUAUCCAAGGUCUCAACUGGACCAACUGGAAAAGCGCAAAAAUAUUUGUUUGAAUUUAAUCGAAAGCGGUGCCCAAGUGCAAUUGUUCCAACCGAAACUAGAUUUUCCGUCGCAUGAAAAGUACCCUGGAAUGGCAAACGUUCUGGAAUUUGAUCGAAAUGAUAAGUAUGGCAGACAUUUGGUUGCAACAGCUGAUAUCGAUGUUGGUCAAUUGAUUCUGCUUGAGAAGUGUUUUGCAACAAGAACAGACGAAUGUUAUCGAGAUUGCAACAUCUGUAUGAACGUUCAACAGAAUCUGGUUCCGUGUCCCAAAUGUACAAAAGCUCUCUUUUGCCAUGACUCAUGCGUGAACAACCGGAUUCACCCUUUCGAAUGUGACAUUUACCCGAUACUCGAAAGUCAUUGGGAGGUCCUUUCGAUGGGACUUCGAGUGUUUCUGGUUGGACUGAGUCUAUUUUCAAACGCCGAUGAAUUAAUUAACUUCGUGGAAGAAACGUUUACGAAAGAAGAUUCAUUUCAAUUGUCAACAAACGAUGCUAAGUCACAGUACGCUUUCUGUCUGCAGAAUCUAAAGGAAAAGUUCGAGCUCAGCGAAAUUGCACAACGUUUAGAAAACGCGUUAGGCGACAUUGGUCCGUUGAUGUACGGGGCGUGCAUUGCACACAACCAUUUUAACACAUUUUUUACGACCGAAAAGCAUCGUCGAUUUCUCAUGCACCUGCUCUGCCAUCACAUUAUUCUUGGUCAACUGUCUCGCAUACGAGUAGAUUUUCCAGUCAUCGUACAAUACUUCAAUCACUCCUGUGUUCCGAACAUGAAUACGUUUCUUGUUGACGGUUAUGUCAUUGGUGUGACAUUCCGACCAAUUCGCAAGGGUCAACAAGUGUUCAAAUGCUAUCUCGAUCCGAGCCAACCUCAGAUGUCCUAUGAUCAACGCCAACAGUAUCUGCUCGAAAGGUAUGCAUUUCAAUGCGAGUGCGAACGGUGCAUGGUAAAAGACAUACCGCCACCGGAAUGUCUUGAAGCGUUGCGUGCAGAUUCGGACUUUAUGCUGUUGAUGUGCUUUAACGAAAAUCCCGACGAUAGCGAUCAAAAUCAGCGAAAAUACCUGACGGAAACGGCAAAAGCCGUGUUGAGAAGACACGACGUGGUUUGGGCUGAUGGAUGUGAACGUCCCUCGACUUUGUAUCGUAAUUUAUUGAUUUAUAAGUUUAACUAUUUGAAUGAGUAUUGAAUCCUUUGGAACUUAUGGUGUGUGUAGUUAGUCGAAAUUGUUAGAUUAGAUUUAGUAGAGUCCAGUAUAAGUCAGUUCGAAUCAUAAGUUAAUUGCAUAUUUCAAGACGACACGAAUUUAACGUAUUAACCAGACAAUGUGUGAAUUGAACCUGGGUUAAAUAAAUUAAAAUUCUGAUCGAAU
Bradysia coprophila is the source of this 1841-nucleotide messenger RNA. Its product is annotated as protein-lysine N-methyltransferase SMYD4-like. The record is from RefSeq and is a predicted model, not a curated record. Lineage: Eukaryota; Metazoa; Arthropoda; Insecta; Diptera; Sciaridae. Gene Ontology annotation, molecular function: protein binding.